AUGAAUGACACCAUCCUGAUUGUUGAAGAUGAACACGUUGCAGAAGAAGCAAGGGCCAAAACAUACUUUUUGGAUGGAGCAUCUGCUCUGGCUGCCUUUGUCCUCGGUGCACGUCCCGGCGAAGUUGUGCUUGACAUGUGUGCGGCACCCGGCGGUAAAUCCUUAAUUAUUUUGUCAAUGCUAACACAAGCGAAGGUCCCACCGUACAUUAUUGGGGGCCAUAGUAUGCUAAGUGAGGCCGACAGUGUCGAUAGCGAUGAAGAAGCUGAGGGGCUGUUGGUGUGUAACGACAUCAGCCGCGACAGACUGGCUCGACUUAAGAAUACCCUUAACAAGUUCCUGCCCCCAUACGCCACGGCAGGGCCGGCUUUAUCUGGUUGCGGCGGCUGCACAGGCACUCCGAAAACUCAUGCAGAGCGGCAGCUGAAGAUGCUUCAUAUUGCCUCAAAGCUUCUGAAGAAAGACGGCAUUCUUCUGUACAGCACUUGCGCAUUAUCGGAGCUAGAAAACGAUGCUGUAAUAGAAAAGUUUCUGAAGAAGGCAAAAGGGAAUGUACGCAUAUUGCCUCUGUUUGAUGGAGAGUGGCCUGCUGGAGUCGAAGUUUUAGAUAAGAUAGAAUCCGGUUUGUGCAGGGGGCCAGGAAAGAACGACGGCUCUACCUUGUUUUCUGUUGAGAAAACGACGUACGGCUACGCAGUGCUUCCUGAUGCAUCAAAAUUUGGGCCUAUGUACUUCUGUAGAAUGCAAAUCACGGGCCACUAG
Messenger RNA from Eimeria acervulina, 762 nucleotides. RefSeq lists its product as hypothetical. Lineage: Eukaryota; Apicomplexa; Conoidasida; Eucoccidiorida; Eimeriidae. The coding region runs from base 1 to 762 and encodes 253 amino acids. Gene Ontology annotation, biological process: rRNA methylation. The transcript is spliced from 6 exons. Gene Ontology annotation, cellular component: mitochondrial large ribosomal subunit. Gene Ontology annotation, molecular function: methyltransferase activity. The record is from RefSeq and is a predicted model, not a curated record.